Messenger RNA from Boleophthalmus pectinirostris (great blue-spotted mudskipper), 1062 nucleotides. RefSeq names its product aquaporin 8a, tandem duplicate 2 (gene aqp8a.2). The coding region runs from base 1 to 780 and encodes 259 amino acids. The transcript is spliced from 5 exons. NCBI's taxonomy places the organism in Eukaryota, Metazoa, Chordata, Actinopteri, Gobiiformes, Gobiidae. Gene Ontology annotation, cellular component: plasma membrane. The record is from RefSeq and is a predicted model, not a curated record. Gene Ontology annotation, biological process: transmembrane transport. Gene Ontology annotation, molecular function: water channel activity.
AUGGACGUGGACAAAAUGCAAAUGGAAGGAGAGGAACUGAUGGAGGACAAGAAAAAGGCAGUUCCUAAACCCAAAAAUAAAUAUGAAAGAGUGUUCCAGCCCUGUUUAGCAGAGCUGAUAGGGACUAUGUUUUUUGUUUUUGUUGGCUGUGUAUCUGUCAUUGAGAAUGUCCCAGCUGCUGGGAGACUGCAGCCUGCUUUGGCACAUGGGCUAGCUCUGGCCACACUGGUAGCAGUCAUGGGUAAUAUCAGUGGAUCCCAUUUCAACCCUACGUUCACUAUCGCCAUCUACCUGUGCGGGGGCAUUGAACUCACAAUGGUGGGGCCGUACCUUGUGAGCCAGUUGAUUGGAGGUGUGCUGGGGGCAGGAAUGGCAAAGGUGAUGACUCCAGCCGAGCGGUACAUGAAUGCCACAGGAGCAGCCUUCGACAUCCUGAGGCCGGAGUCGAACAGCCAGCUCUACAGCGCCCUCUUUGGGGAGAUGACCAUGACGUGCAUGCUCACUAUGGUGGUGCUGCUUGUGGCUGUCAACAACAAAACUAAAACUCCCAUGGCUCCGUUCCUGGUGGGCUGCACUGUCAUCGCUAACGUGCUUUCAGGGGGUGAUAUUUCAGGGACUUGUCUGAACCCAGCCAGAGCUUUUGGACCUGCAGUCAUCGCUAACUACUGGAUGUACCAUUGGGUCUACUGGGCGGGACCUAUAAGUGGAGGCCUGCUGGCAGCUAUCUUACUCAGGCUCAUUCUUGGAGACGAGAAAGUGCGUCUUAUUUUGAAAUCAUAGUGGCCAGUUUUGUGUAUUUGUUUUGUUUUAAGUUACUUCAACUUCUAACAGUAUAAAUGUUAUGUAAAUUAUCACUAUGCAAACCAUGUGGUGGUUUGCAAGAGUGGGGGCAAGAGUCAGUUUUCCCUAUUGAUUACAUGGUCUUGUCAUAUGAAAUAUCUAAAAGGUAAAUUCACAAAUUUUGAACCUAAUGAUUUCUAUUAGUGACAAGCACCUCAUCUGUUUUAUAUAUUAUAGAUCUAUAGAAUAUUGUGAUGUAAUUUGAAACCCAGCCAUAAGACA